Molecule: messenger RNA, 351 nt
Organism: Miscanthus lutarioriparius
Lineage: Eukaryota; Viridiplantae; Streptophyta; Magnoliopsida; Poales; Poaceae
Source: the annotation of a GenBank genome assembly
AUGGCCAAGGUAGCUCCUCCUCUCCUCGCCGCCCGGAGCUGCACGGCCAUCACAGCCCAGCCAUCGUCGAGGAAAGGUACUGCCGGUUUGUUCCGCAGCCGCAUCGUCAGCAAGCGUACCAGGAUAACAGCAAAGCUUGGAGGAGAUGGCGAGCUGAAGCCUCCAGGCAAGAAGAAGUUCAUCACCAGGGAAGAGGAGCCAGAACAGUACUGGCAGACCGCAGGGGAGAGGGAGGGCGAGAACCCCAUGAUGACACCCCUGCCCUACAUCAUCAUCUUUGGCAUGUCCACCCCCUUCGUCAUCCUCGCCAUCGCCUUCGCCAAUGGCUGGAUCAAGGUCCCUGUGCGAUGA